Messenger RNA from Olea europaea var. sylvestris, 636 nucleotides. RefSeq lists its product as uncharacterized. The record is from RefSeq and is a predicted model, not a curated record. Bases 1 to 636 code for a protein of 211 amino acids. The transcript is spliced from 2 exons. NCBI's taxonomy places the organism in Eukaryota, Viridiplantae, Streptophyta, Magnoliopsida, Lamiales, Oleaceae.
AUGGAAGAUUUUAAUGAGUGCAUUGACAAGUGUGGUCUCUUGGAACUACCAGUUCUAGAAAGUUGGGCGCAGCUAGACAGAACACUGGUAAAUGAGGAGGUGUUAUGUGAAUUCCCCGAAGCAAGUAUGAAGUACAUGUCACGAACAUCUUUUGGUCACCGCCCUAAGACUAUUAACUUGCAAAAGAAGUAUGCUUUGUAUGGCCCGACUCCAUUUCGAUUCCAACGAAUGUGGUGUGAGCAUGAGGGAUUUUUGCCGCUUGUGGAGGCAGCAUGGAGAUUGGGAGAUAGUGGUUUGAUGUUGGGUGGCUUAGAAAAAUUAAUGGCUAAACUGAAGGCUACUAAAAAAGCUUUGAAAUUGUGGAAUAAAGAGAUUUUUGGGAGGGUUGAUAAUGUUAUUUUGGAAUUAGAAGAACGUGUGGAGGCUCUCGAUAGCAGGUUACAAGAUGCAUUUUCUAAUGAGGCAGAACAAGAAUACUUGAGUUCUAAAAUUGAAUUGGAGGAAUGGCAAAGAAGAGAGGAAAUUAGAUUGUCCCAACUGGCAAAAAAGAAAUGGUUGUCUGACGGUGAUAACAAUUCAAAAUUUUAUCAUGCUGUAGUCUCGCAAAGACGAAGAAAUCAAAGUUAUAUCAGAUGA